Messenger RNA from Humulus lupulus (European hop), 614 nucleotides. RefSeq names its product small ribosomal subunit protein eS28. The record is from RefSeq and is a predicted model, not a curated record. NCBI's taxonomy places the organism in Eukaryota, Viridiplantae, Streptophyta, Magnoliopsida, Rosales, Cannabaceae. Gene Ontology annotation, cellular component: cytosolic small ribosomal subunit; ribosome. Bases 151 to 348 code for a protein of 65 amino acids. Gene Ontology annotation, molecular function: structural constituent of ribosome. Gene Ontology annotation, biological process: translation; maturation of SSU-rRNA; ribosomal small subunit assembly. The transcript is spliced from 2 exons.
ACGUGGCCCAUUCUACUAGUAAUAUAAAAUGUGGAAAAAGUAAGAAACCCUAGCCUCCUAAACUCAUUUUUUUUCAUUCAAGCUUCAACGUUUCCGGUUCGCUCAGCCGCCGCCUCUCCGCGAACGCCGACCAGUUUUUGAAGCGGGAGAAUGGAUUCUCAGGUGAAGCACGCUGUGGUGGUGAAAAUUAUGGGCCGAACUGGUUCAAGAGGACAGGUGACUCAAGUGAGAGUCAAGUUUCUUGAUGACCAGAACCGGUUCAUCAUGAGGAACGUCAAGGGACCAGUCAGGGAAGGUGACAUUCUCACCUUGCUCGAGUCCGAGAGGGAAGCUAGGAGGUUGCGUUGAUGGGGAUCUUUCCUCGUGUUGCUUUCUUGCUCUUUCUUUUUGCAGUCUUGUUUUGCUCAGAUACAAAUUUAACUUUGUGUUAGUGAAUGGGAGGGGGAGACCAUAAUCAGUCCAUGUCAGUUUAGUUUUAUGUUUGGUAUUACUGUUAUUAGCAUCUCAGAGUUUUGAUUUAUUAAGGUAAAAUCUAUUCGUGGAACCUAAAAUGUUUUGAAUUGUCAAUGUGGAAGAGAAUUUUGUUUUAAUCAAAUAGAUAGGUUUUGCCUUCA